This is a messenger RNA of Chanos chanos (milkfish), 3051 nucleotides long. RefSeq names its product adhesion G protein-coupled receptor G2a (gene adgrg2a). Gene Ontology annotation, molecular function: G protein-coupled receptor activity. The transcript has 22 exons. NCBI's taxonomy places the organism in Eukaryota, Metazoa, Chordata, Actinopteri, Gonorynchiformes, Chanidae. Gene Ontology annotation, cellular component: plasma membrane. The coding region runs from base 1 to 3051 and encodes 1016 amino acids. Gene Ontology annotation, biological process: cell surface receptor signaling pathway; adenylate cyclase-activating G protein-coupled receptor signaling pathway. The record is from RefSeq and is a predicted model, not a curated record.
AUGCAUGACUCUAAGGCUGUCCUGCAUGGCUGCAGUGACCACUGGAAACUUAAGGAGCAUGGGCGAAUGCCACUCCUCUUCCAGAUGACUGUGUGUGUGGACGUGCGUAUUCUGUCCCCAGGAGAGUGGACAGCUUUCAGUUACAGCUCUCCCCAUGUGCCUCGCUUCGACCUAGCCUUGCAGGGAGACGAGUAUGCUCUACACGCCUGGUUGUUGGGGGUCCGUCACCGCUUCCCAGUGCAGCUGGACCUGCGACGCUGGCACCGGCUCUGCCUGCGGUGGGAUGCCUUACACAACAGCUUCAGCCUGGAGGUGGACGGCAGCCCAAACACCCACCAGCGCACCGUUAUCGCCCACGCCAUCCCGCCCGCUGGGCAGCUGCUGUUAGGCUGCCAGCCCUGGGAGUCCUCCCCUGGUGUUACCAUGGGAACAGUGGAGCUAUACCUAUUCCGCGCGUGGGAGGACGUGCGGGAACAUGGCCCGUGCGAGGAUGGCUCGGUUGUGGGUUGGGACUCGCAGCUGUGGGGCGUGACCCGUGCCAGAGCCAUGGUGCACGAUGACGCACUAUACUGCGGACGGAAACGGUUCAAACGCGAAGUGCCAGGGCCAGUGGUGGUGACAUGCAACUUUUCACAGUUUUGUGCCAACGAGAAACUGCCUGUUCGUCUGAAGGUCAAUCGAAUACAAGUGCGAGCGAGGAGGAUCAUUCCACGUCCUGCCAAAAUGAGCGUGUGCCUGCAGUUUACGUACAAGAACACUACUUGCAGCGUUCUACUGAAGCUGAAUAAGCCAAUAGGCAUCUGCAGACUCAGAGAGCAGCUGACACAGGGAGGGAGGGACCCUGCCAUCCAGGUCCACCUGCUAGGAGAUGUGGAGAGAGUGGGGGAAGGUGCAUUUUACGCACUCCAGUUACAUAUUCACAGUACCAACACUGAUUUCAGCAAACUCGAGGACAAGGGUGUACAGUUAGAGUGUCAUGGUAGUGACAAAAGUGUGACUGACUGUAUGGUGGUUCUUCAGCUGGGACAGCCUCUGGAUGUGGACACCGUACGUGCAGCUCUGUACUCUGCACUCCAAGGCAUCAACCAUAACAGCACUCUCUAUAAAAUGGGAUCCAGUUCCGACCCAGAUGCCACGGCUGAUCAAUUGCUUAAUCAGACGACGGAUGUGUCAGCGUUGAACUCAUCACAAGUUGAGAGGCUGGUGACGCAGCUGGAGGAUCUGUUGUCUGCGCCCAAUGUUAGUGUGGCUCUGGGCCGCACCUUACUGUCCGUCAUCGACAACCUGCUCGAUUCAGACGCAGUGGCCUCCUCGUCCAACAGGCUGAUCAGAGUUAUGGACAAUCUGGCACUGAAGCUUAUCAUCCAGGACCAGACUGAAACCAUUAGCGCUGGCUCACUGGCUUUGGCUGCGACCAGGAUUGAUGGAAGCAGUUUUGAUGGAACCUCUUUUUCCAUAUCCAGUCCCUCUGGCCUACAGGUGGCAAGGAGUCGGAGGGCAAGUGUGAGGAGCACUUCUCCUCUGGGCUCCAUCACCCUCCCCAGCUCCCUUACAGCCAACCUAAGCACUGAGGAGCAGCAGCUGGCCUCACGGGUCCAGUUCACUUUCUUUCAGAAGACUACUCUUUUUCAGGACAACACAAUGGCAGGGAAAAGGCUCAACAGUCAUGUCCUGGGAGCGAGUGUCGCCAACCUGUCAAUCAGUGGACUGAGUGAGAAUGUGGUGUUUACUCUGAGGAACAACGAACCUGUUUCAGAAAACGUUACCGUCUCUUGUGUUUUCUGGGACUUCAGAAAAAAUGGAGGAGCAGGAGGUUGGAACCCUGAUGGCUGUUUUGCUGUCCAGAACAUCACCACAGAAAACGAGACCAUAUGCAGCUGCAAUCACCUCACCAGCUUUGCUGUGUUGCUUGACCUAUCUGGAACUGGUAUCACCGACCGCCUGCAGGCCAGAAUCCUCACCUUCAUCACUUACAUCGGCUGUGGCAUCUCUGCCAUCUUCUUAGCUGUCACACUUCUCUCCUACCUGGCCUUCGAGAAAAUCCGCAGGGACAUCCCAUCCAAGAUACUGAUCCAUCUGUGUUUUGCUCUGCUUAUGCUGAACUUGAUCUUUCUGCUGAAUGCCUGGCUGGCUCUUUAUCCCAAAGCUGUGGGACUGUGUAUCUCCACUGCCUUCUUCCUGCACUACUUUCUGCUGGUGUCCUUCACCUGGAUGGGCCUAGAGGCUCUGCAUAUGUACCUCGCCAUUGUCAAAGUCUUCAACAACUACAUGUCCAGAUACAUGAUUAAGUUCUCCUUAGUGGGCUGGGGUAUCCCCCUUAUUGUUGUCAUUGUUGUAAUCGCAGUGGACAAAAACAACUAUGGCCUUAUAAGCUACGGAAAGUUUUCUGACGGCACUUCGGAUGAUUUUUGCUGGCUGAGGAAUGAAAUAGCCUUCUAUGUGGCAGUGGUGGCAUACUUCUGUGUCAUCUUCUUAAUGAACCUGAUCAUGUUCAUCGUUGUCCUGGUGCAACUGCAUAGAAUCAAGCGCCAAAACCCCCACAACAACCAGCACCGUAAUGGACUGCAUGACCUGCGGAGUGUUGCAGGUCUCACGUUUCUCCUGGGCCUCACGUGGGGUUUUGCCUUCUUUGCCUGGGGCCCUGUUAACCUGGCAUUCAUGUACCUGUUUACCAUCUUCAACUCUUUCCAAGGCUUCUUCAUCUUUCUGUUCCACUGUGCACUCAAAGAGAAUGUACGUAGACAGUGGAGGAUUUACCUGUGCUGUGGAAGGCUGCGAUUACCUGAGAACGCAGAAUGGAGUAGGACAGCUACCCAGACCACCAGCAAGAACCAAUCAUCGGUGGUCACUGGACACUCCAUGCACUCAUCUCACUCCAUACUGACCCAGAGCAGCUCCAGAAGCUCCUCUAUGAGCAGUGGCAGCACCUCGCAGCCUAAUGGUACUGGUUCCCCUUAUGAGGACAAUGUUAUUACAUCGCUAGAGGAUUCAAACGGUGAUGUGGUUCUCAACGAGAUGAACAGCCGGCACAGGUCACUACGUAGAACGUAG